AAAAAAAAGAAAGAAAGGAAAACAUGUGCGAGAGAGACAUUGGAUUAUCAGCUUUUUUGUGGCGUUUACGUUAAGCUGUGAAAAUCGAAAAUCUUAGACACUACAAAAGUACAGGCUUUGGUCGGUUUUAUUUCGUUUCCCUUUUUUUUUUUUCCAAGCGUUCUUGCUGCAAAAAUUUUUCCUGCAAAAUCUCUUCAUAAGCUCGAGAAUUCAUUUCCCAGAUAAGUUUUCCGUGCCGGAGAGAAAUCUUGCUCGUUUUCCUUUUGUUCAAGCAAUAUUUCUAAGCUGAACUAGGCGGCGUUUGUUGUUUUCUGAAUUGGGAUUUGUUAUUUCUUUGGAUGAGCAAUAACAAAUCCUGAUUUAGAGAGGUUGAAACAAGUUAAUUGUUUUUCGCUUCUGUUAUUUGAUUCUGUGGUUUUCUUCUUCGUUUAUAUAUAUAUAUAUAUAUAUAUAUAUAUAUAUAUAUAUAUAUAUUUUCUUGGGGUGCUUAAGAGAGAAGCCAAUUAAGAUUCGACGGAGAAACAUUGGUUUUUUGAACUUAUUUUGUAGAAAUUGGUACUCGAUUGGAAGUUAUAUGUGAAUCUGGUUAUGGGUUCUGCUCCAUAAGAACUACUGGCUCGUAAGUAUGUGCUCUGGAGAAUACUAAGAAACAAAUGCUUUGAAGUUAUUUUCUAUUAAUUCUCACCCUGUUUAAGUGUUUAUGCAAAAGUGGUUGUUGGGUUACAGUUGUUCAAUUUGGUCACCAAUUUCUGAACUUUGUAAGUUAGUUAAAUAUUUGAUUGUAACUAUUGUGCUUAGGAUUGUUGUGUUCACGAUGGGGAAGCAAAAUGGGAAGAAUAAGAAACGGGCAACAGGGCAGGCAGUUGACAGUAAUGUGAAGCAAAAUAGCCCUAAAGCUAAAGACAUGGACACUGCAGUUUUCAUUUCCAUGUCUCAAGAAUUGAAGGAGGAAGGGAACAGGCUGUUUCAAAAGAGGGACCAUGAAGGAGCUAUGAUGAAAUACGAGAAAGCCAUCAAAUUGCUUCCCACGAAUCAUAUAGAUGUAUCUUGUCUUAGGAGUAACAUGGCUGCAUGUUAUAUGCAGAUGGGCGUGGAUGAAUACCCUAGGGCCAUACAUGAGUGUAAUUUGGCACUGCAAGUCACACCAAAGUAUAGUAAAGCACUGUUAAAGAGGGCCAGGUGUUAUGAGGCUUUGAAUAAGUUGGAUUUGGCUUUGAAAGAUGUUACUACAGUUUUGAAAAUGGAACCAAAUAAUGUUAUGGCAAUAGAGAUUGCAGAAAGGGUGAAAAAAGCACUUGAGCAUAAAGGACUAAGGGUGAAUGAUACAGUCAUUGAACUGCCUCCAGAAUAUGUUGAACCUCCUAGCACUUCAACUGUGCCAAAAGCAAUGAAACAGAAGAUGCGGAAGAAGAAAAAUAAAAAGGUUGAGGAGAAGAAGGCUAAGGACGAAAUUGAGGAUAAGAAGAUUAUUAGGGAAAUUGAGGAGAAACAGACUGAGGAUAAGGUGGUAGUAGAGGAGCAAAUUAGCGGAGCAAAGGAAGAACCUAAGAAGACUGUGAAACUGGUAUUUGGGGAGGACAUAAGAUGGGCUCAGAUUCCUCUUAAUUGCAGCCUCCUGCAACUCAGAGAAGCCAUAUCUGAUCGAUUUGCAGGCACAGGAGCAGUUCUUAUCAAAUACAGGGAUCAAGAAGGGGAUUUGGUAACAAUAACCACUGAUGAAGAACUGAGAUGGGCUGAAGCAUCAGCUGAAUCCCAGACCUCUAUCAGGCUGUAUUUAGUGAAAGUCAAUCCUCAGCAGGAUCCAUUCUUUUGGAAACUUAACAAUAAGGAGGUGCACAAACUGGAUUUGGAACAAAAUUUAUCCACAGCGAAUGGGAAGAUGGACAAAGGCAACGAAGCAGAAAAUGGAUCUUGUUAUAUUGAUGAAUGGAUAGUAGAGUUUGCUAAGCUGUUUAAAGACCAUGUGGGGUUUGGUUCUGAUGCAUAUCUCAGUCUUCAUGAACUUGGUGUCAAGGUAUAUUCUGAGGCUAUGGAGGAGGCAGUUACAAAUGAAGAAGCACAAGACCUUUUUAACACAGCAGCAGGGACGUUCCAAGAGAUGGCAGCUUUGGCAUUGUUCAACUGGGGUAAUGUUCAUAUGUCUAGAGCAAGGAAGAAGGUUUACUUCACAGAAGAUGCUUCAAAAGAAUCAGUGCUUGAACAGAUAAAAACUGCUUAUGAUUGGGCACAGAAGGAAUAUGUUGAAGCAGGACAGAAGUAUGAAGCAGCAUUGAAAAUCAAACCAGAUUUCUAUGAAGCUCUUCCAGCUCUAGGGCAGCAGCAGUUUGAGCAGGCUAAACUUUCUUGGUAUUACACAGUUGGCAACAAUGUUGACUUAGAAUCAUGGCCUCCAGAAGAGAUUGUACGACUUUAUAAUAGUGCUGAGAACUACAUGGAAAAAGGCAUGCAGAUGUGGGAAGAAUUGGAAGCACAACGCCAAUGUCAACUGUCUACUUCACUUGAGGUUAAAUCUCAAUCUGAGAAAACAGGUUUCGAUGGGCUAUUUAAAGAUGUAUCAGCAGAAGAAGCCAAUGAGCAGGCGAAGAACAUGAGGUCUCAGAUUAAUCUCCUAUGGGGAACCAUACUCUAUGAGCGAUCAAUCAUGGAAUUCAAAUUAGGGCUACCAGUCUGGCAAGAUUGUUUGGAAAUUGCAGUUGAGAAGUUUGAGCUUGCUGGAGCUUCGCCAACAGAUAUAGCUGUUAUGAUAAAGAACCAUAUUUCAAAUGAUAAUGCAUUAGAAGGUCUAGGAUUUAGAAUUGAUGAAAUAGUACAGGCAUGGAAUGAGAUGUAUGAAGCCAAAAAGUUGCAUAGUGGAAUUCCUUCCUUCCGGUUAGAACCAUUACUUCGUAGACGAGUUUCAAAACUUUACCAUGCUCUAGAGUUCGCAUGAGGUGCAUCCUUUGAAAAUCUUGUAUAACGCUUUCAAACUUCAUCUAGGAUAGAUGAAGUCUUGCUUGCUAAGGUUUCUUGCAAUGUACCUUUGGGAUUCAGUUUCAGCCAUGUUCUCCUUAUACGUGAUGAUGGGGACAAGAUGAAGUAGCAGGGAUUCCUUUUUUAUUUUGGGUUAAGUUUCUGCCUUCACACGAUCGUCUCCCCGUUGUUUAGUCUAGUCAACAGGUCACAGGAUGUUUGCAUUUCUCAUUCAUUUUGUCUAGUUACAAUAAUACGUAGUUUGUUUAGCAUCUAAGCCUGUAGUUUUCAGUUUAACCGCAAUCUUUGUAGCGCUUCGAGUUGUGGUUUCAGUCUGCUUUGGGAAAGAACAAUAUUGAUGUAUUUUGCUAGAUUAAAUGGACCGUCAGUAGCUGCUUCGCAUAAAUUUCAAUCUCUAUGGAGAAGAAAAUCCUAGAUGUGGAUUUUGAAAUGUUUAUA
Molecule: messenger RNA, 3408 nt
Organism: Hevea brasiliensis (rubber tree)
Lineage: Eukaryota; Viridiplantae; Streptophyta; Magnoliopsida; Malpighiales; Euphorbiaceae
Product: protein PHOX1
Exons: 3
Coding region: 701-2929 (742 amino acids)
Molecular function (GO): protein binding
Source: RefSeq, a predicted model, not a curated record